AUGGCAAUAUGUGUGGCUCAAUCUGAAGAUAUAUGUGAGAUCCAAUGUAUAGAUAUCUCUGAAGGCAUGGAUUCUGAAGAGGAUACUACAAAAAGCCAUAUUCUUGAUAGCAGUAAAUAUAAAGAAGAAUUAGAUCUGGGUACUAAAACAACUGGUCCUAUGCAACCUAUAUUAGAUUCCUAUCCAUAUAUUGGAAUGGGUAAAGAUAAACGAUGCUUUCAAACUCAGUGGUACAAAUCCUUUCCCUGGAUUGAAUAUAGCAUAACCAGAAACUCUAUUUUUUGUUUUCCAUGUCGUAAUUUUCCCACUCAACCUCAAAAAGGAUACCUUAUUAAUCAAGGUUAUCAAAAAUUUCGUAAGGUAAAAGAAUACUUAACAACUCACGGAGCAACAAAUGGUCAUGCAAUGAAUGUAAUUCUCUGGAACCAUUUUAAACAAUUUUUGAUAGAAGGCACCAUUAAAGAAAAAUUUAUAGCUCUAACUAAAUCAACAAUACUUGAAAGAAGAGAAUAUUUGAAACGAUUAUUCAAAAUUAUAAUACUAUGUGGUAAGUUGGAACUUCCCCUUAGAGGUCAUUAUGAAAGUAAGACAAGCAAUAAUCAAGGAAAUUAUUGUGAAAUAUUAAACUGUUUGAAAGAGUAUGAUCCAUUUUUAAUAGCAUAUAAACCACCAGGCAAUGCUCAUUAUUGUUCACCUCAAUCACAAAAUCAAAUGCUAUCUGCAGCUGGAAACUUAGUCGUAAAGUACAUAGCAUCAGAAAUAAGGGAGGCAGGCUAUUUUGCUGUCAUGGCUGAUGACACUCGUGAUGUUAGCUCAUAUGAGCAAUUUAGUAUAUGUGUUAGAUAUGUUGAUAAAACAAAAACACCAAAGGAAUCUUUUAUACCUUUUCAAAAAGUUGAAGACUUAGAUGCAGAGUCAUUAACGAAGACAUUAAUAACAACCUUAAACAACAAUUCCAUAAAUGCAAUUUGCGUUGCUCAAGCAUAUGAUGGUGCAAGUGUUAUGAAAGGGCAUCUUUCAGGAGUCCAGGAAAGAUAUCGCCAAAAUCACAAAAUGGCUAUAUAUGUGCACUGCUAUGCGCAUAAACUCAACCUUGUACUGAUCUCUGCCUGCAAAUCAGUACCUCAAUCUAGAAAGUUUUUUAAUGUAUUAGAAGAUGACGAUAACGCCACGACCUUACUUCAUAAUUUACCAGAUGACAUAUUUUCAAAAUUAAAAUCGAUAUGCACUGAAUCCGAUCUCAAGAAAUCGUCGAUACUCAUCAACAAACUUAGAUUAUUACAGCCUGCCAAGAUUCGAAACAAAAAAAUUACCGAAUUCAAUGCAGCGGUUCAAAAAGAGAGAGAAUUUUUUAAAUUGGGUUACCCGUAA
Molecule: messenger RNA, 1371 nt
Organism: Gordionus sp. m RMFG-2023
Lineage: Eukaryota; Metazoa; Nematomorpha; Gordioida; Chordodea; Parachordodidae
Product: zinc finger MYM-type protein 1-like
Exons: 5
Coding region: 1-1371 (456 amino acids)
Source: RefSeq, a predicted model, not a curated record